Molecule: messenger RNA, 1282 nt
Organism: Camellia sinensis
Lineage: Eukaryota; Viridiplantae; Streptophyta; Magnoliopsida; Ericales; Theaceae
Source: RefSeq, a predicted model, not a curated record
CUCUCAACCCUAACACACAAAAUCAACCUCUGAGUUGGUCUCAAAACUAUUCAAUUACAAGUCACUACCAACCUUGGCUUUAACCUUCAACCUUCAAAACAUACCAUGAAACUCCAUUUUCUUCAUCAUCAUCCUCGUCGUCGAGACUAGUCCCCAAGCCCGAUCUCUCCCAAAUCGGCUUCUUCCUCACCUUUUGUGAUUCCUGACUUCACGUCCUCGAACAGAUCGUCGAGGGCGAUCUCAAAUGCCCUCUCAAAUCCGAUUUCAUCAAAUUCAUCUUCACCUUCAACAAACUCCAAACCUCAAAUUUUUACUUCUCCAAAAUCAUUCUCACCAAUCCCAAUCUAUUAACUAUCCUCUUCGGCAAUUGAAUCCCCGAUCUCAAAAUCUCCAUGAAUGUUCGAUCUGAAAUGCACAACAUCAACUCCAAAUCCAAUUGUCGCGACUACUUGUCCACUAGUAAAAAUAAAGAGAGGCUUCGAAGGGGAGGGGAUUCAAAUGGUGCUCUCUCUCUCUCUCUCUCUUUCUUUCUCUUCACCUCACUCUCAUACUCUCUUUGAUAUGUCCCACCACACCACCAAUUUCUAGGGUUUAUACAUCUCGUUGUGGUGAAUUGACCCAAUUGAUAGUUCUGAGAAGCCAUGAACGAAGAGACACCACUCGUCGCUCGAUUUCUGAUGCAUAUGAGGUCGAACCCAAAUCCCGUUUGGAUGAUUCGAAGGUGAAGAAAUUGGGUUCAAAAAUUUCAGUUCUAUUCACUUGGUGGAUCAGUUACAUAUUACAUUGAGCUUCUGUUCAUUGUGCAAUGCAUCAACUAGAUGUUCAGCUAGAUAUUACAUUGAGCUUCUGUUCCUCUUCCCAAAAAGUAACUUCUUUAAAUGGCCGCAUGGAAUCAGCAACUAUUCCAGCAGCCAAGAAAGCUGAUCUAAAGGCCAAAGUAUCUGUGCUUCAGAAUCAAGUGAUAAAAGCAAAAAAGAAGAUUGCUGAAGAGAAUAUACAGAAAGCUAUCAAGGUUGCAAUCGAGACAGCAGAAGUUGCUGCAUCUGAUGGAAAGGCUUUCUGUAUAUCACGUGUCAAUGUUGGUUUGGACACUACAACAAUGCGUGAAGCGGUUGUCAAAGUCAUGGACGAGAAGGGGAUAGCGGUUAUGGUUUUCAGCACAGAUGAAACUGCAAACAAAGCUUUGGUGUAUGCUAGGGUACCUGAGAAAGGAGAUAAAUGUAAGCAAUUAAAGGUGUUGGAGUGGUUGGUGGCCGAAUGUCAGGGUGGAUCCACUUGGUGA